Talpa occidentalis (Iberian mole) is the source of this 2901-nucleotide messenger RNA. RefSeq names its product PPARGC1 and ESRR induced regulator, muscle 1 (gene PERM1). The record is from RefSeq and is a predicted model, not a curated record. NCBI's taxonomy places the organism in Eukaryota, Metazoa, Chordata, Mammalia, Eulipotyphla, Talpidae. Gene Ontology annotation, biological process: response to muscle activity; regulation of DNA-templated transcription. The transcript has 3 exons. The coding region runs from base 10 to 2901 and encodes 963 amino acids. Gene Ontology annotation, cellular component: nucleus; cytoplasm.
UGACCGGAAAUGGAAAACUUCCAGUACAGCAUCCAGCUGAGCGACCAAGACUGGGCGGAGUUCGCAGCCGCAGCCGAAGAAUGUGACCUCCUGCAGGCCAGCCUGGCCUCCGGGGACGAGCCCCUGUCCAGUGACAUUGACCAAGGGGACAGCAGUGGCAGCAGCCCCCCCGGGCCCCCGCUGCCUCUCAAGGGGCAGCAGGCUCCCCAGGGGCGGGGCUGGCCCGGCUGCACAGCGGGGGAAAAGGUGGCCCCCCGGCGGCCAGUCAGCAGGUCCUGGCCUGAGCCCGCCCUGGCCCCGGGGGCCGGUCAGCAGACGCCCGGCACGUCCCCACAGUCAGAAGCCAGGCUGCCCCUCGGCUCCGGCCAGAGCUCGUGCUCCCCAGGGACGGCUCCCACAGAGAUGCAGAGGCUUCUGCAAGGGCCAGCUCCCCAGGGCGCUGCCCCCGGGCCCCCCGGACAGGCUCCUCGGAGUCCCCCGGCCGCUGGCUGCAGCGCUGCCCCGCAAAAGCCCCCCAGCAGCCCUGGAACCCCGACACGCAGCCCCAGUCGGAAGAAGAGGCGCGCUGUGGGGGCCAAGGGGGGCAGUCGCGCCAGUGCCCCCACCCCGCCAGGCUCCCCCACUGUGCUCGCAGAGGCCAGGCCUGAGUGGGGAGCAGGGCCGGGGGUGCCCAGGACGCAGGACCCCUUGGUGGGGACGGCAAUGUGGACGGCAGGAGCUGGACAGGACGGGCUAAGGCCGGACUCUGCGAGCGCCCCGGAGGAGCCGUCCAGGCAAGGGCCAGGCUGGGGUCUGUCGACUCCCGCCCCCCAACCGGAGCCCGGGACAGACCUCAGGACAACCCCGAGAGCUGAGCCACACGUUGUGCCCACACCUGCCCAGGAGACUGGUCUGGACAUCUCAGUGGCCAAGGCAGACACAGUUCUGCCUCCACCCGCCUCCCAGCCUCCACAGGACUCGGCUCUGUCUACACCCGCUGCCCAGACUCCUCCUGACUCGUCUGUGUCUAGACCCGCUUCCCAGACUCCUUCCAACUCAGCUCUGCCUACACCCUUCUCCCAGCAUCUGCCAGACUCAUCUGUGUCUACAUCUGCCUCCCAGCGUCUGCCAGACUCGAUUCUGUCUACACCCACCUCUCAGCCUCUGCGUGACUCAGCUCUGUCUACACCCGCAGCCAAGCCUCUGUCAGACUCGGCUCUGUCUACACCCCCCUCCCAGACUCCGCCAGAUUCAUCUGUGUCUAUACUCGCCUCCCAGCAUCCGCCAGACUCAUCUGUGUCUACACCUGCCUCCCAACCUCCACCCAACUCAUCUGUGCCUACACCCGCUACCAAGCCUCCACCAGACUUGGCUCUGUCUACACUUGCUGCCCAGACUCCUCCCGACUCAGGUCUGUCCAUGCUUGCCUCCCAGCGUCCGCUAGACUCAUCUGUGUCCACCCUUGCCUCCAAGUCUCUGCCAGACUCGGCUCUGUCUACACCUGCCUCCCAGCCCCCUCACGAUUCAUCUGUGUCUACACCUGCCUCCAAACCUCUGCCCGACUCAGCUCUGUCUACACCUGCCUCCAAGCUUCCGCCAGACUCGGCUCUGUCUACACCCACCUCCCAGCCCCCUCCCACCUCGUCUGUGUCUACACCUGCCUCCAGUCCUCCACCUGACUCAGCUCUGUCUACAUCCACCGCCCAGACUCCUGCUGACUCGGCUCUGUCUACAUCUACUGCCCAGACUCCUGCCGACUCGGCUUUGUCUACACCCGCCUCCCAGCCUCUGCCUGACUCCACUCUGUCUACACCUGCCUCCCAGCCUAGACUGAAUGCCCACCUGCCGACGCCAGGCCCGGUGGCCAUGCCGGAGCUGGGUCCCCCUGCCCUUGUCCCCAAGGGCAGCCCACGUCAGGCUCAACCCAGCCUUCUUCCCGGGGUCCGGCCGGACGUGGGCGUGUCCGCACCAGCUUCACGCUGUGGGGCGGAGGUGGGGGCUGCCCCGGUGGCCCAGCUGGGUUUGAGUCCUGGUGAGUCUCCAGGGGUGCACCAGGAUGGGGAGACCCCCGGAGGCCCUGUCCGAGCCCCCAAGAAGAAGAAAGUCCGGUUUUCCAUGGCCAUGCCUGGCCCUGAGGGGCUAUGUGUGGGGGAGGCCUCAAAUCUGCCCCCGGGCUCCCGGGUGGCCCCAGGGAGCCCCGGGGGGCCUGGAGCCUGGGACGCGGUGGCUGUUGGGCCACGGUCCCCCCAGCCCCGGAUCCUGAAGCACCUGCCCCCCCUGGCCCCCUCUGCCUCAGUGCUGGCGGGGGCUGGAUCCCGGAGCAGCUUUGCCGUGACCCUCCCCGAGGCCUACGAGUUCUUUUUCUGCGACACUAUCGAGGAGGAGGACGAAGGCGCUGAGGAGGCCGGCCAGGCCGCAGUCCAGUGGCCGGACAUGUGCGAGUACUUCUUCCGGGACUGCCGCACGCGGGCCCCGGGCGGCCCGGCCCACGCAGAGCCGGUGCCGGCGCCUCCAACUGGAGACCCCAUGCCCAUCACCAUCCCCGAGGCCUACGAGCACUUCCUGGGGGAGGACGGGCCGGAGGGCAGCCCGGGCCCCGCCACCCUCCUCCGACUGCAAGCCCUGGGGGCCCCCGGGCCGGGCUCCCUGCCAGAGCCCGGCCCAGCCUCCGCCGAACAGCUGGACCUGGUGGUCAGGCGAGCAGGUGACCCCCCAAACCCCCUGGGCUCCCUCAGCCUCAGCCAGAAUGACAUGUGCCUGGUGUUCGUGGCCUUUGCUACCUGGGCGGUGAGGACCUCCGACCUACACGCGCCGGACGCCUGGAAGACAGUCUUGCUGGCCAACAUCGGCACCAUCUCUGCCAUCCGCUACUUCCGCCGGCAGGUGGGGCGGGGGCGCCGCAGCCGCAGCCCCAGCCCCUAG